This is a messenger RNA of Tigriopus californicus, 1421 nucleotides long. RefSeq lists its product as uncharacterized. The record is from RefSeq and is a predicted model, not a curated record. The coding region runs from base 28 to 1365 and encodes 445 amino acids. Gene Ontology annotation, molecular function: 3-oxoacyl-[acyl-carrier-protein] synthase activity. NCBI's taxonomy places the organism in Eukaryota, Metazoa, Arthropoda, Copepoda, Harpacticoida, Harpacticidae. Gene Ontology annotation, biological process: fatty acid biosynthetic process. The transcript has a single exon.
UACUAGCUAAGUCCGCUACCAUCUACCAUGCCCCUGGCCAGGCGGGUCGUGGUGACCGGAUUGGGCCUCGUCUCGCCCUUAGCCGUGGGUGUCCCACCCACAUGGCAACGCUUGCUAGCCGGACAAUCCGGCCUUCAAAAUCUAGGCCCAUCCGCCUUAGUGGCGGCCAGUGCCAUGAGUCCCGAGAUUUGGGCCAGUCUGCCGUCUCAGGUGGCGGCCAUGGUGCCCCGAGGUCCUCAGACCUUUGAAUUCGACAUAGAGCGGGAUUUUCCGUCUCACGAACGGCGCAUGAUGUCCCACGCUAUGAAGUUCAGCUUGAUGGCGGCGCAAGAAGCCCUGCAAGAUGCUCAAUUGACGAAGGUCCAAGACCCCGCUCGUUUAGCGCGCAUAGGCGUGGCGGUGGGCAUGGCCAUGGUCGACUUGGAAUAUAUCGCCCACAAUUAUGCCGCGCUCCAGGCCGGGCAGUAUAAGAAAGUUGGACCGCAUUUCGUACCGCGGAUUUUGCCCAAUCUGGCGCCCGGUCAUAUUAGUAUUGCCUACGGUUUCCAAGGUCCGAAUCACGCCGUGUCAACCGCGUGUGCUACGGGUUCACACGCCAUUGGCGACGCCUAUCGAUUCAUUCAGGCUGAUACGGCCGACGUCAUGGUGUGCGGGGGCACGGAGGCGUGUGUGGACCCGUUGGCCAUGGCCGGAUUUGCCCGGGCUCGGGCCUUGAGUACUCGAUUCAACGACCGGCCAGAGCGGGCCUCUCGCCCUUUUGAUCGGAAUCGGGACGGGUUUGUCAUUGGUGAGGGUGCGGGAAUUUUGGUCUUGGAAGAACUCCAACACGCCUUAGAGCGUAGAGCCCAAAUUUAUGGGGAAGUUUUGGGCUAUGGCUUGUCGGGCGACGCCCAUCAUAUCACAGCCGGUCUGGCCAAUGGUGAAGGGGCGGUGUUGGCCAUGCGUGGCGCUUUUCAUGCGGUCGGAGCCGAUCAAAUCCAUAAUCUGUGGCACAUUAAUGCCCAUGCCACCUCCACCCCUUUGGGAGAUGUGGCCGAAAUGCGAGCCGUUCAGACACUUUUGGGCGAAUCAGAUAGCCAACCCUAUGUGUCGGCCCAUAAAGCUAAUCUGGGACAUCUGCUCGGGGCUGCCGGAAGUGCCGAGUCGAUUUUGGCCCUUAAGAGCCUUCAAACCGGAGUCAUUCCGCGAAUUAUUAAUGUCGACCAUUUGGACCCAGAGAUCCAAACCCAAGCCCGAAUUGUGACGGGUGAGAAUGUGGAUGAAUCGGAUCGAAAUAGGUAUCAACCCCUGCGACUCACCUUGAAGAAUUCCUUUGGAUUUGGUGGCACCAAUGUCAGCUUAUUAUUCGGACAAUACACUGAAUAAUAUCACAUUAUAUUCAUACUUGAGAAUCGGUAAAGAUACAAAUAGUCUUGUUAUAG